Molecule: messenger RNA, 2274 nt
Organism: Guillardia theta CCMP2712
Lineage: Eukaryota; Cryptophyceae; Pyrenomonadales; Geminigeraceae
Exons: 10
Coding region: 1-2274 (757 amino acids)
Source: RefSeq, a predicted model, not a curated record
AUGAGCCAGGAUAUAGCAGAUGACAAUGAUGAGAUGCCAGCGGCCCUGGAAGCUGGCAAGAAGGAGACGGCGGAGGCAUCAGGGCAGUUCGAGAGGAUAAAGUCGAGACCCAGCACUUCAAACUCCUGGGUCGGAGGGAACUUGACCGACGAGGCUCAAAACCCGACAGGGGAUGGAGCAACAGGCGUACAAGUGUUCCAUGUAGUCUCAGAUGACUCGGAGAGCGAACACAUGGACGCUCCGUCUCCUCCCCCCCCUGACAACGACGAGCCGCUCGGAGGGGGGCAGAGGAGGCCGUUCCCGUCCCUUGCAGAUCUGGUGGACAGCGGGAGUGAUGCCUCGGACAAAGAAAUGGAGCCUCCUUCCCCACCCAGCUCUGCGGCGUCCAGCGAAGGCUCCUUCAUGCACAGGAUGGAAGAGUCCCGCAUGUAUGCAGGAGUCCAUCCAGGAGAGUUCGACGAGCAGGGUGCUGCUGGGUCAGGGUAUGCAGACUCGACUAUCCUGGAGAGGCUGCAGCAGCUGAAGCUCAGGGAGACGCAGCUUGAAGCCAAGAUCCGAGAGAAAAGGAAGCGCGCAAGGAAGGCUCAAGAGGAGGCUGAAAAGAAGGAAGAGGAGGGUACAGCAGCGCUGAGCGAUGAGCCUGCCCCCCUGCAUCACGAUCAGGCAGACCAACUUGACGAUGCUCCCUCGCCAGACCCGGACCUGGUUGUGCCUGUGCACAAGGUAUCAGCGAAGGAAUCAUACUUGAAGUCGUUGCAACUCAAAGAGAAAGUGGAAUAUGACAAGAUGGUGAAGAGAUGGCCGAAGAUCAGGUCAAGCUUCCUCCUGAUCUUCUACGAUGCCGUGUACAAGACAAAGGCUCUGCGGAAACUCAGGAAGCAAAGGCUGGCGGAGAUGUUCUGGUAUAUCAUCUUCGUGACCAUCAUCUCACUUUGUAUUAUACAAGCUCGAUCCUACAUGCAGAUCUUUAACGCCGUGGACACCUUGAAGCAGAGCAUGUGGACCUUGUCCAACUUCACGGACAUGCUUGUCAUCGUCAGCAAACUUCAAAGUUCUGUCCUCUUCCAGAAUGUCUCGGACAUGAAGAACCCGGGCACAAUGAAACUCAAAUUGAAGUCGAAUGUUGUUGGGAACAACCUCAUCGCAGGGGACGUACAGCUCAGGCAGUGGAAAGUCCCGCUGCACUCUUGUAAGAUCCCCGAGUUUGUGUCAGAGGUCGGAGUAUGCUUCCCCGAGUACACCAAGGCCAACCAGGAGAUUCGCACGAUGCCUCCAGGUCAGUACCCAUGGACGCUGGACCCCGACGGCCUCGUGCCCUCCUGGGGCUACUGGCUGGGAGGAGGAGGAGAUUCGUACAUCCCCCUCGAAUCUUUCCUCGCGCGAGUGUACGACCAGGGGGCCUAUACGGCAGACCUGAACAGCUCGCACGACGAUGUUGGCGCCUUGUUCGGCGAGCUUAAAGCGAAUCGCUGGCUGGACCACAACUCGACGAGGAUGGUGCGAUUGGAGUUCAAUUUCUACAACCCCAACGUCGAGCUGUGGUUUGCUGCGAUGAUCCAGUGGGAGGCAAGGAACCGUUGCCCAUGCUCCCCCUGCCUGACUUGCGAGCCUCAGGUCAGCCAGACUGGCAGCAUCGUCAACUAUUUCAGGACAGGGAUCUUCGUCACCAUGGUCGUCCUCGUCGCUAUCUACACGGGCAUACAGGUCGUUCACAUCAGCGAGUUGAAAAUCAAGUACCUCUACGACUUCUACAACGUCCUCACCAUCUUGAACCUCGUGAUCUUCUACAUCGUCAUCGUUCGCGAAGUCUCCACCCGCAUCGCUGCCAAUCGGAUCAACAAUGGUCCCAUAAGCUCUCAGCCUCAAGAACUUUCCUACUCCAUCCAGCUGAUCAACUACUGGACUGCGUUCAAUGCCAUGCUCCUCUGGAUAAAGUUGGCAAAGUUCACGGACGUGGUUCGAGUUGGCAAAGUUCACGGACGUGAGGUUCUUAUUCUCCAGCAGAUGAGCGCCCGGGUCGCUGCCUAUUCAGCUGCAUUCCAGCACACGUGCUGGGACGUCGUCGCGGUGAUGAUCGCCUACGGGAUGCUGUUCGGGGGGUUUGCGAUCUCGUUCCACGUGUACCUGGGACAAGACAUGCGAGAGUUCCAGGACAUGAAGACCGCCGCUUACUCCAUGUGGACCAUGGCGACGGGGUUGGGCCCUUACAGCUCGGAUUUCUAUCGCACGCAGAACGCAGCUGGUAUUGAGGAGGCUAAGAGGAGGGGAGGGUAG